Nicotiana attenuata is the source of this 1281-nucleotide messenger RNA. RefSeq names its product probable protein phosphatase 2C 26. The record is from RefSeq and is a predicted model, not a curated record. The coding region runs from base 58 to 975 and encodes 305 amino acids. The transcript has 11 exons. NCBI's taxonomy places the organism in Eukaryota, Viridiplantae, Streptophyta, Magnoliopsida, Solanales, Solanaceae.
UGUUUUUAACUGUAAGCCUGAGUUGCAACAGUGCAGAGGUUGGAGGGAGCGGGAAAAAUGGCGAUUUCCAUUAUCAGGCCUUCUGUCUCUCGUCCUCAACACUUUCUCUAUUCAACUAAUAAUUCCCAAAAUUUCAGCUCAAUUUCCCUCAGAAAGAAGCAGAGCUUUCUUCGUUGUGCUUCAUCUGAUUCUGCUCCCACUCGGAAGGAGGUGUCUUUAUGUGUUGGAACUUACCAAAUUCCACAUCCCAACAAGGUUGAGAAAGGUGGAGAAGACGCAUUCUUUGUUAGCAGUGAUAAUGGGGGAGUGAUUGCUGUUGCUGAUGGUGUUUCUGGUUGGGCUGAAAAGAAUGUGGAUCCUGCAUUGUUCUCCAGGGAAUUGAUGGCUAAUGUUUCUUCUUUGGUGGGGAAUGAGGAGGAGGUCAAGUAUGAUCCGCUGAUUCUCAUAAAGGGAGCACAUGCUGCUACAUCAUCUAUUGGUUCAGCUACAGCAAUUGUUGCUAUGUUCGAGAAUGGGAUUCUGAAGAUAGCCAGUGUUGGAGAUUGUGGACUACGGAUUGUUCGUAAAGGUCAGAUGAUUUUCUCUACUUUCCCACAAGAACAUUAUUUUGACUGCCCAUACCAGUUGAGCUCAGAGGCUGUUACUCAAACUUACCUUGAUGCCAUAGUUAGCAGUGUGGAUUUGAAAGAGGGAGACACAAUUAUAAUGGGCUCAGAUGGCCUCUUUGAUAAUGUUUUCGAUCAGGAGAUCGUUUCAGUUAUGACCACACAUGAUGAUGUCUCUAAUGCUGCAAAGGCAUUGGCUGAAUUGGCGAAGAACCAUUCUGUGGAUAUCAAAUUUGACUCCCCCUAUUCACUCGAGGCUAGAGCAAGGGGAUUUGAUGUUCCUUGGUGGAAGAAAGUGUUUGGAAUGAAGUUAACAGGAGGAAAGCUCGAUGAUAUUACCGUCAUUGUUGGAAAGGUGAAAAGCUCGUGAGCAAGCUGGCCUAGACAUCACCGAUAUUCAUUUAUUUAUUUUUAAAAAAAGAGAAGCUCGUGGACAAGUCAUAUCUCUGGUGCUAUUGGGGCAAUUGGAUGGUGUUCUGGAGUACGAGCCAAAAGAUGAGGUAAGAAGAGAACAGCUUCAAACAACUCUCAGCGAUUGUUUCUGUAUUGUGUUAUUUCAAGUUGUCUGUCGUAAGACAAUAUGUUGGCACUAAAAAUCUGUAUAACAUUUGAGACGACUUAAAAUUCUUCAUUGUUCAAAUGUACAACCAUGAAAAGCUUGCUAACUUGUUUAACA